Molecule: messenger RNA, 478 nt
Organism: Ficedula albicollis (Collared flycatcher)
Lineage: Eukaryota; Metazoa; Chordata; Aves; Passeriformes; Muscicapidae
Product: uracil phosphoribosyltransferase homolog
Exons: 2
Coding region: 56-463 (135 amino acids)
Source: RefSeq, a predicted model, not a curated record
GGGGACUGUCCAUGUGGGUACUGUCCCUUUGGGACUGUCCCUCUGGGGACUGUCCAUGUGGGUACUGUCCCUUUGGGACUGUCCCCUCCCCGCAGCCCCUGCCCAGCCCUGUCUCAUGUCCCCCUGUGCUGUGUGCCUGUGCUGCCCCUCAGGGGAGGCCAUGGAGCAGGGCCUGCGGGACUGCUGCAGAUCCAUCCGCAUCGGCAAAAUCCUGAUCCAGAGCGACGAGGAGACGCAGCGAGCCAAGGUGUACUACGCCAAGUUCCCCCCUGACAUCUACAGGAGGAAAGUGCUGCUCAUGUACCCCAUCCUGAGUACUGGGAACACGGUGAUCGAGGCUGUCAAAGUGCUCGUGGAACACGGGGUCCAGCCCAGCGUCAUCAUUCUGCUCAGCCUCUUCUCCACACCCCAUGGUGAGUGGGAGGGGCAGGGAGUGAGCACAGCUCACUGCUGGGGACAGUGACAGCAGUCACACAUG